Plasmopara halstedii is the source of this 4323-nucleotide messenger RNA. Its product is annotated as gamma-tubulin complex component 6. Gene Ontology annotation, cellular component: spindle pole; gamma-tubulin complex; centrosome. The record is from RefSeq and is a predicted model, not a curated record. Lineage: Eukaryota; Oomycota; Peronosporomycetes; Peronosporales; Peronosporaceae. Gene Ontology annotation, molecular function: gamma-tubulin binding; microtubule minus-end binding. Gene Ontology annotation, biological process: mitotic cell cycle; meiotic cell cycle; microtubule nucleation. The transcript is spliced from 20 exons. The coding region runs from base 1 to 4323 and encodes 1440 amino acids.
AUGGCGGCCCAAGAUGCGGGCGUUGUUGAUCUGCUGCGACGUCUCCAAUCUCACAUCUGUUGCGAGGCUCCGAACGAAUUUAAACACAUACUUGCUAUCUACGAGCGUCUCUUGAAUUUUCACAAAGACACAAAUGUGUCGGCACAGCGCGGGCUGCUUGACAUACGUGCAAAGCUGCUAUCUUGCGGACAAGAUGCAAACGCAGUGAACCGCAUGGACCGGACAAUAGAGCACUGCAUAAAUUUGGGGCAGCAGCAUACUGUAGUGGAUGAUGUCAUACAUCUGCUGGUAGCGCUAGCUGGUGGAUACGAUGGAGAUACAUUUGAUCGUGAAGACGCUAAGCUAUUGACAAGCAAAGAGUCCAGUUUGUCAUUGACAGAUGAAAAAACUCGUCCUGGUGAUUGCAUUCAGAUGCGUAACAUUGACAUGGUGCAGCGGUCGCGAGCAAUUUUUCUUAAGGCCCCUAUUUCCCUGCAAGAGAAGUCACUCUACUCUCGUAGCAUUUUCAGCAAUAUUGGCAAUGGCAUUCCAGGUCAACACACCGGGCUUUGGUGUCCUUGUACCGACGCGCGUGACGAUAGAGUACUUCCUAACAGGGUGCAAAACAAGCAGCCUAGCCUAUUUUUCAGUCUUCCUGAUAAAGGCUCGGAUCAGCAAAGCUCCGAUGAUGAGUUUACUACCUCAAAUACUACACAAAUUCAGCCACAUGGUCAAGGCUAUAUGAAUUAUCUUAGCUUGCAUUUUACGUUGGGGGCUGAGAAGCAAUCGAACCGUUUGUCAACAAGAAAAUUACUAUCUCCCCUUGGGAGCUCGCAGAAUGUAAAUUGUGAAUCACAAGCGCAGCAAGAAAAAUGGGGAGUUGCAAGCAGCAUUACAGAAGAGUCAUCGUGGGAAUUGGAAAGCUCUUGCGAUUGUGCUGAAACCUGGGUUGCGCAAACUUAUGCGUGGGAAGACUUGGGAGAUCGCGCAGGCCUACCGGAAAAUCAUGCUAAACCAUCAGCUUGGGAGAACAAUUGGUCACUCCGAGAUCAAGAGAUCUCGGAUUCUUUUGCUUGCAAUCGAGACCCACUUUUUGAAAUAUGCGAAGCAGAUCUGAUAGAGGUGCGAGUAAAACGAACUGGAAUGAUUAGUUUGUUGCUGACUUAUGUUCUGACUCCAAAGUCUUCUCUGCUAGCAUUAAAUGGAGUAGAGUCGACCGUUUUUCGGAGGAAUAUUCAGGCUGCGGAAUUUGAGUUGCCUCGAAGGCUGAGGCUUAAGCUUCCAUUCACAACGGUGUCGUCUACAAUGUCUGUGUUAGAGGUUUUCAGAAUAUCUGGGACCAUGAUUAUGCGCUUGGAGUUGUUAGCUCUCUUUUACUCACAAGAUCCCUCACGUGGAGGCAAAACGCUGCAGGCUAUGGGAGACGCACUGCAGCUGUACCUAUCUGUGCAUCGAACUCUCGUCGAGACUAUCUCGAGGCAAUGCCUGGAAACCUUAUCGAGCGAAAACAAUCAGGAAAACCACAUUAUAUCUGUCACAAAAGUGUUAUACAAGACGCGUGGAGUUUGCCGUGUAGCCAAGAAUGUCGGCGUCACAUUCUGCUGCGAUGUGGAUGACUUUUGGUCAUUGUUGCAAAAGGGAAAAUUUCCUCGUGGAAUAGCGCUUCUGAACCGUUUGCAUCAUUACGUGUCCACCCUUCGCGUGGAUGACUCAUCAGGGCGCAACCAUGCGCUGGUCACAUGGUUUUUAGUCAAGUGUUGUUCGCCGUUAUUAGAGAUGCUCUCUAGCCUUAUCCUAACUGGAAAAGUGGAUGAGAAAACAGAUUUGCUUAACGAGUUUGACGCCACGACGUGGAGCGCCAACAUGCUCACAAUGACUGUUACGGGAGGUGGCGAUGAGCUGUUUAGUGACAACUUUUCUGACAAAGUUACCGAGAUGCUUCCAAAGUUUUUAAGUAACAUUUCUUCCGUCAUUGCUCACCUCAGUCAAAUUCUAGCUCUUUUGCGUGGUGUGAAUGCGCCAAUUUCGACUCGUUAUCUGGCACCUCUUAAGUUGCACCUUCGCGGGGAUCAAGCUAUUAAGCUUGUAGAGAAGUGGAAGUCAAAAAUGGAAAGAAUGGACGACGUGGCAUUUACCGAAGAAAUGUAUCAUUUAGACAACAAAGACACGUAUGGUAAAGUGUCGGGCGAAACUUUUGCUGCAGUGGGAGAGUCAGAACAAGAUGUUUUGCGCGUGAACGUAAGAGGGUCGGGUGUUCUGAUCAAAAUUGCUUCGGUUACCAAUGGUAUGGUGUUGUUUAAGCAUGAAGCUGGGCGAGAGUCAAAAUUGCAAUCAUUAGAAUUGGAAGGAAAGAAACAUCAAUUCGAGGUAACACAGCAAGGAGUCGACGAUAUUAAGCAAAUAAAUGAGAUUGGCAAAGCGUUGGCAGAUCGGCAAGCGAAUGGUAGUGAGGCAAUAUUGACUGAACAUUUUGCGCUAAUCGUCGGUGUCGAAGAGCGACAUGACUACAUGAGAUGGCGACGAGAUCGUGCAUUGCGACUGUCAACCGCGAGGGAGCAGCUUCAGUGUCUUCGUGGAAAGGAUCUGACCGAGUGGCUUAUAGAAAGUCGAAGAAAAAAGUCAACGCUUAAUCCUGUUGACGGCAUGGCGGAUUGUGUUCCAAACGAGAAAAUACUUAAGCGAACGACAGUUAUGACUGGAAAAACGUCAAGAAAAUCAGAUUCAGAAAUCAAGCAGAAAGUUUUUAAGGAAGUGGAUAGUGAUGCAGCCACGUGUAUCUCAUUUGAGACCCGCGCACGUGAUCGGAGAUCGUAUAUAAAAGCGAAGGACUCAAACAAAGCAAUCAAUCAUGCUGAAUAUUGGAGAAACUCAGUAAAAUUGCUCGAGAAGACUAGCGACAGUAGCUCAAACGAAGACAUUGCGUUCAUCGACAGGGAGUCUUACAGAAAAGGUGUGCCUCAUCUAUAUACAUCAAAAGGAAACGGUGCUGCCAUUUAUUGUAAUCUGAACGAUUUGCUCCACGGGGAAUCAACUUUAGCAGAGAAUGGUGGCCUUUUUCCAGCGCUCUUGAUUGACCGUAAGGAUCCAACUCGCGACAAAAGAAUUUUUAGGAGCAAAAGCAGCAAUAGGAGUAAAGAGCUGACAUCUGACAUUGGAACACAAAUGAGUGCCGCUUCUCAAAUUUUAGAGAACACUCGACUACCACUUUCAUCGGUGCACCCGUUCUUUUCGACGCUUUUGACCGAAGAGGAUAUCGGGCUUUUAACACAAGCGUUGACAGAUACCGCUUCGAAAGUUGAAUUAAACUCCUUCGCAUCGGUAGUCGACUGUUGUAUAGAAAAUCCUGUCCGUUUCCUUGCCGAAAAGUUUGAGCAGGUGGCGUUGGACUGUUUUCGUCAUCCGCUACAAAUACUAGAGCAUCUCUGCUGGUUACGUAAGUUAAUGCUCAUGUCAGAAGGGCUCUGCAUGGAUAUCUUUGCACGAGACUUGCUUGUGGGUACACGCUCAAAUACUCGUGCUAAAUGGGGCAUCAAGGGUUGCCUUUCGUCCGUCCUCAAUAUGGCACUGAUUGAGGCUUCUGUCAAGCAAGACGGUAUUGUACAAGCGUUUCAUUACGAGACUACCUCUGCCUUAUCACAAAUGCUAAAUACAUUAGCAAUGAUUCCUACCGUUUCGAAAAUUCUGAAUGAGAUUGAAUUGUUGUACGACGUCAAGUGGCCGUUGGGCUUUGUGAUCAAUACUCAGACGCUGGAUCAAUACAAGCAAAUGCACCGCUUCUUGCUCCAUGUGCGACUAAUAUCACUGGAAUUUCGAGAGGUUUGGACAAUGUUACGUACUUUUCGCAGACAAGGUAGUCUUUCCUCAUCACUUGACAGGCUGUGUGGAGGCACAGUCUUCAAGAUCCAGAUGUUUCUGCGGGCAUAUAAUGAAACGUUUGCGACGCAGGUGCUAAUGGUAGCAUGGACAGAACUUGAGCUUGAAGUGAAACAGGCUACAAAACUGGUAGAAAUUCGUCACUGUCACGAGAAAUACGUAGUAUUUGCAAUUACAUGUUGCUUUCUGGAUGAACACGCUUUCGACAUUCAUUUGGCAUUUCUAGACUUGCUCACAGCAGCUUGGAGCUUAACCGAAUUUUUGCGGGCUCUAGGAAGACAUGUGACAGGGACGAGUCGUCAAGAAGCACACCUGGGCAUAUUAUGCGACAAAUCCAACGCUGCACUUCGGGUAAUGAUAGAAAAACUGCAUCAUUGCAACCAAACUGCUGAACGAAACACACGAAGGUUUUCAGAGUGUCUGCUAAUCCGGCUUAACCUGAAUAAUUACUAUUUCAUGGGCGACGCCUAG